Molecule: messenger RNA, 860 nt
Organism: Didymodactylos carnosus
Lineage: Eukaryota; Metazoa; Rotifera; Eurotatoria; Philodinida; Philodinidae
Source: the annotation of a GenBank genome assembly
UGAGAUUUUCUUCACGAAGAAAGGGGUUAGAAAUUUUUUAAACCUCAUAUUCUUGUAGAGCUCGACGAGCUCUAUCGAAUGAUGUAUCUUUUAAACAAAUCGAAAAGUCACGGAAACUUUGAAUUACUCGCACCUUAUUACUAUUUUAGAUAUUACUAUUACUUACUUAGAAUACUAUGCUUUAUAACGUGAAACUGAAAAAUACACUGCUUUCGAGUAUGUGUACUGACAGUAUACGAAGUUGGAUAUUUGAAGAAAAUAAAAUGUAUUGUCACACAGUCUAGAACAUUCUAAAAUCUUUCAGUUGAACGUGGAACUAAGAAACCAUAAGAAUGAGUGAUGUGUAGACUAACUAGUUCAUAUUUUAUUGUACUUUCUUAAACGUCUCUAGAAAUGUCUCUUGAAAGAAUGUCAUUUCCCGUAUCAAUUAACUCAGUUUCACAAUAUUUGAACUUUUAGACAGUACACUUAGUGGACCAGCUGGUAUCUAUGUCGUUAGUAGUUCAGGAAAUCUGUAUGUAGCUGAUAAUCAUAAUAGCAGAGUGGUACGAUGGUCGCCGGGUGCAGAUCCUAGUACCGGUGGUGUACCUGUCGCUUCUGAUACUCUGAGUUUGGUAUAUGAUGUUAUAUUUACUGCAGACGAACAAACGCUGUUUGUAACUGAUGGAACAGAUAGCGUUAAAAGGUUUACCGUUGGUGUUGACAAUGCUACGAUAUUCGCUGGAAAUGGAGCAGCAGGUUCUGGCCCUUACCAGUUAGAUAGUCCUGCAGGUUUAGCUUUGGAUUCAACUGAGCAAUAUUUAUACGUAGUCGAUACGAACAAUAACAGAGUUCAACGAUUUUAUAUUCCAAGUUGUUAA